This is a messenger RNA of Paramacrobiotus metropolitanus, 1104 nucleotides long. RefSeq lists its product as uncharacterized. The record is from RefSeq and is a predicted model, not a curated record. Bases 379 to 924 code for a protein of 181 amino acids. The transcript is spliced from 2 exons. NCBI's taxonomy places the organism in Eukaryota, Metazoa, Tardigrada, Eutardigrada, Parachela, Macrobiotidae.
UACGCUUAACGCCGGGGAAGAUACAAUAACAUACAAUCUCCGCAGCGCGCACUUGUCGAUGGCACCAUCUAAGUGUCUGUUAUGGCUGUAUAAUUGCUCGUAUAUUCUUUAUAACGACUGGCACGCAAUAUGCAGCUGAUUUACUGACAUUCCAUAUUAUGACAGUGCUCGAGGCGAACACCACCCUGUGGAUGCGCGCGUAUUUGCAAUUAAUUGUGGUAUUCUUGUUGUAAUGGUUUUUGCGUUCCAUCAUAGUACCCGGAGGAAGCGCGCAGGGCAACUGGGAUGCGGUGGGGAAAAGUGUCUGGAUUUACAGGUCGUCUCAUGAUAAUGUAGAAAAAUGUGGAAUCCGUGAUGAGAGGGUGAUGUCUGAGCCGGAUGGCGGUAAUAAAAUCGCGCUUACCCGAUAUUCUCUGCGUGUGCAGUUUCCUGUAUUUGCUCAGUCAUCUUCUGUGCAUGAGUCUGGCGUCCAACUGCUGGGGUCACGGCUGCUUGACCUCUCUAGUGGAUGUCACUGAUUUCAUGGAUCCCGGUUGGAUUCUUCUGGACGGCAUCGCCCUGCCGGUACUGCAGUUAUGUGCCUGUGGGGCCCUGCGGAAAGCCCGCAAUCCAUUACCCGGCGAGAAAGUGGACCCACUCGGAUUCGGUGCACUCCUUUGCCUGUUCCUCUUCUCCAUUACGUACAUGACCUCUACGUUGAUCUUCAGUAUGUGGAUGGGCAAUUGGAAUUUGCACCGGGUGGCAUUGCUUAUCUUUCUGUCGACCGGCGUGAUGACCAUCACCACGGCGGUGCUGGGAACGAUGCGGCGCAGUGCCCAUGAGCGGAUGCCCGGCAGUCGGAUUAAUACGUUCGAGGGGGCGGUAACAGCGGUGCAGAAUCUGAAUGCGGAUAAUUUGGUGGUCCACAGUGCACGGAUGGUUUGAGAAUAUAUGUUCAGCUGGUUUUUCCUGUCAGUAUUUUGAAAGGUCGCUGUAUCGAUUUAUUUGCAGUAUGCUCGUUCAGAUCCUCCAAUACUGAUGGAUCUGCAUGUGUGAAACUACGCUUGCCAAUUCAAUUAAAUUGUUGCUUUAUUGGGUGUGCGGCGGUGUGCCAUACAUAUCAUA